AUGUUGGAGUCAGAGGCAGGGAUACCGGUAGUGUCGGCUUCAAACGCAAACGGUGACGCCGGGAGGGCCACUGUUGGAGCAGAAUUUGUGGGAACCUUCAUCCUGGUAUUUGCAGCAGCAGCAGCAGGGCCAAUAGUAAACCAAAAGUACAAUCAAUUCGCAGAGACACUAAUUGGAAAUGCUGCAGUUUCAGGACUAGCAGUGAUGAUGCAUAGUUCUGUCCAUCGGACACAUCUCAGGAGCUCCAUUUGA
Dovyalis caffra is the source of this 252-nucleotide messenger RNA. NCBI's taxonomy places the organism in Eukaryota, Viridiplantae, Streptophyta, Magnoliopsida, Malpighiales, Salicaceae. The record is from the annotation of a GenBank genome assembly.